AUUUUCCCUUCUCCUCUCCUCCUCUACCUGUAGCUGUCGGACACCUAUGGUCGCUUUUAUUCUUUGCUAAAGGAAGAAGGGAGAAUACCAUAAUCGAGAUACUAUGCCGGCGUUCGGGGGGCCGGUUCUAUCGGACUUAGAGCCAACGCCCACUGCAGAGGCUUCUGUGCUGGGGGAAGCGCCGGCAACACAGACGGAGGAUCCGGGCGGUUGGCAUCCGGGGGAAACAUCACCACCAAAUGGUAGGAGUAGACCGCACGAGGAGACGCUAAUUCAGAUAACGCCCACCACGGCAGGCACUUUGGCUACCCCUACUGAAGUUCCGGCAGUUACUGCCACCGAGUCGGGCACCCCUGUCAAUCCAGCAAGUAGAGUUAGCACUGGGACGUUGGUUGGCAUUUUAGUUGCGUUAGGAGUGGUUUCCGUUGCAGCAUUGAUUGCACUGGCCUGUCUCAAGCGGAAGAAGAGAAGAAGGAGCCGUAGAAGGAGUCCUAUAGAUGGUGAGGACGAAGCGGAGAAGGCUCCUCCAAGUUACGAGGCAGCAGUUUUUGGGUCAACCGAUAAUGCAACAUGGAAUGAGCAUUAUGGUAUCAACAAUCCCCCACAACAACCAGAACAGCCAAUACUCCAAUCACCGGAACCGGUACACCAUGUGAUACAUUCUCCCCGGCCCAUAAGUGCUGCCAGUAGCACAGCUCUCAACCGCCUCGAGCCAGUCGUCACGCCGCAGCAGAGACCAGUAUCGCAGGAAAUAGUAGUCUUCCCCCAUGACUCUCCCGUAUUGGGACCGCAGGAUGACAAUAUUUCACUGCAAGCGGCGUUAAGACUGAGCCAGCAGAGCAAUAGGGUGCUAUAUUCGCAGCCCACUGCAUCAGGAAGGUUCACAGAGAACUUUGACGAUUCAGCAUCAGUGGUCAGCGAACUGACAGAGGAGGAACGAAUUGUCGCGGUUGAGAUAGUCUGAAAUCUUUGGGAGACGGCAGAUUCUGUGAUAUUUUGCUUAUUUUAUUUCCUUCGAUUAUUUUAUACAUAUUUCUUUCUCACGAAGGGAUGACGGAUUGGCGGUAUUUUUUCGGUUCUUUUUUUUUUUAAAAAAAAAAACUUUACGGUCUUUUUUGCGCUCGGGCAUUCAUUCAUUCAGAUUGGCAAGGUUCAGUUAAUUCUUUGGGGUUGCAUAUAUGGGGAUCGGUGUGAUGAAGGGAACGAACCUGGGCCGAUGUUAGGAACUGGAGUUGUUGCUGUUGUAUUUUUCUAUACCCUUUAUUUCAUUUUUUAUUCCAUUUAUUCAAUUUCCGGGGGGUUUCUUUUACUCCCAUUAUUUUUUAUUUUUUUCUUACUGUCGUACCUCUGGAUUCGUACCGUAUCCUGGGAAUUUUCUUAGGAGCGGGGGAGACCAACGAGCGAACGAACGAUCGAUAGGUGUCAUGUACCACCGUGGUAAACGAACAAAAAAGAAAAUGAAGGUUUAAGAAAAGAAA
Molecule: messenger RNA, 1478 nt
Organism: Tuber melanosporum (Perigord truffle)
Lineage: Eukaryota; Fungi; Ascomycota; Pezizomycetes; Pezizales; Tuberaceae
Exons: 2
Coding region: 104-964 (286 amino acids)
Source: RefSeq, a predicted model, not a curated record